GCGUCCCGCUAUCCACUUGUGAGCAAACACUCGGCCAGUUUGUGCCCCAAGAUGUUGCUCAUACUCAUAUCGCUGGUGGCUUGCGCUUAUUGCGCAGAAUUCACCCUACCUGGUGAAUGUCCGAACGUGAAAAUACACGAGAACCUGGAUUAUACCAAGUUUUCAGGCUUAUGGUACAAUGUAGGCAGCUACGCUAGCGAUGGUCGCAGUAUCUACGACUGUGCCUCUCUCGAAUUCCAAGAAGACAAUCUUGGAUACACCCUCAGAGAGACUUAUGUGGAUACUGACAACGGGAACCGAACUCAGAAGUCGUAUUUUGCAAGAGUGGACCCUACUUUUGAUGCUGGUACCAAGGCGCAGUUCAUAGUCAGUCAUGAAGAUGGAGACAAAGUUCUCCAAUUUCCAUUCUUCAUAUUGUCUACGGACUACGACAAUUACGCGAUCGCAUACACCUGCAAGACUUUAAAGAAGAAAAUGAGGACUCAUUACGUUUUUACCUGGGUGCUGUCCAGAAAUAAGGAGAAGCUACAAGGCCAGAACUUGGAACGAAUAGAAGCUGUUCUAACGAAGUAUUCCGAGUUAGCCGAACACAGAAAGUCAUUUGUGCUGAAAGAUUUCUCAGACGCAAGUUGUGCAUACACAGAAAAAUAUGGAGUAGACUUUUUCACAACUAACUUCUGGUGAUUUUAACAUUAUUACUUCACAA
This is a messenger RNA of Aricia agestis (brown argus), 706 nucleotides long. RefSeq names its product insecticyanin-A-like. NCBI's taxonomy places the organism in Eukaryota, Metazoa, Arthropoda, Insecta, Lepidoptera, Lycaenidae. The coding region runs from base 52 to 684 and encodes 210 amino acids. The transcript has 4 exons. The record is from RefSeq and is a predicted model, not a curated record. Gene Ontology annotation, molecular function: pigment binding.